Molecule: messenger RNA, 273 nt
Organism: Eimeria tenella
Lineage: Eukaryota; Apicomplexa; Conoidasida; Eucoccidiorida; Eimeriidae
Product: AAEL009838-PA, related
Exons: 2
Coding region: 1-273 (90 amino acids)
Biological process (GO): glycogen catabolic process
Molecular function (GO): amylo-alpha-1,6-glucosidase activity; 4-alpha-glucanotransferase activity
Source: RefSeq, a predicted model, not a curated record
AUGAAAUAUGGAAAAAAUGCUUCUCAACUUCCAGAAGAAAUUCGAAAUAUUGGAGAUGUCAUGCACCACAUCCUGGCCUCACACGCCAAAGGCAUAUCAUUUCGCGAGUGGAACGCGGGCAAGCAGCUGGACGAGCAAAUGACAGAUAAAGGGUUUCAAGUAGACAUUUAUGUAGACCCUAAUUCAGGGUUUAUUUUCGGGGGCAAUGACAGAAACUGCGGCACUUGGAUGGACAAAAUGGGCUCUUCAGAAAAGGCAAACCCUAAACCCUAA